AUUUCCAUCACAGAUCAAGUCUGGUAGCUGAAACAAACACUAUUGAAAUUCAUCGAGAUAACCCAGAUGAAAUACUGGGACUACGUAUUGUGGGAGGAAAGGACACCCCUCUGGGAAACAUAGUUAUUCAGGAAGUUCUUAAGAAUUUUCUUGCUGCUCGUGAUGGAAGACUUGCUCCAGGUGAUCAUAUACUGGAGGUCAAUCAUAGCAAUGUGACCAACGUGCUACACAGCCACGCCAUUGAACUGCUUCGCCGGCCUUGUGCAGAACUGCAUCUCGUGGUGAUGCAAGAAAAAGGAUUUUCCAACCGCAUCACUCCAUCUGACCAGGGAAGAGUAAUUCAAGUCACCCUGCUCAAACGGGAUCGUUCUGAGCCCCUGGGGAUCAAGUUGAUCCGGAAGCCGGAUGAGUGUGGGAUUUUUGUCCUUGAUCUGCUGCCAGGGGGCUUGGCUGCUAAAGAUGGAAAACUUCAGAAUAAUGAUAAGGUGCUGGCCAUUAAUGGUCAAGAUCUAAGACAUGGGACCCCAGAGACUGCUGCACAGAUUAUUCAGUCCAGUGAAGCCAGAGUGAACUUUGUAGUGAUGAGACAAGAGGAUUCAUCUUUGAGAGAGGAGAGGAAAGACGGAAGUCAGAAUGGUGACCAGUCUAGCCGCAUCAACAGGAGAGAUGAGAUAACACACUACCACCGUCACCCUGCUUUGCAAAAGGAUCUACCAGGUUUCUCCUACAGUCAGCCAAAGGUGGUCAGUCUGAAAAAAGACCCUCGUAUGUCACUUGGAAUAACUAUAUCAGGGGGCCGUGAUGGCAAAAACCACCUUCCUAUAUACAUAACAAGCAUCCAGCCAGUAGGUUGUCUGUAUCGGGAUGGAAGGAUCAAACCAGGGAAUAUUCUGCUAAGUGUUAAUGGAGUGGAUCUUACACAAAUGACCUACAGUGAAGCAGUCUCUGCUCUCAAAGCCAAUGCUGCUCACUCUAACGUUCAGUUAAAGGUGUUGGGAACCUUGUCUGAGAAACCAGAGGGGGAGUUUGCUGAUGACCUAGGUGAAGGUGGAAGGGAGGUUGAAAGUUCCUUUUCACCCUUGUGGUCCAUGUGGCUUAACUUGCCCAGUGCUCUUCACUGGUGCCACGAUAUUGCCUUGCACAAGACCAACAACGAGAGCUGGGGCUUCAGUAUCGUUGGAGGCUUACAGGAAAGUCAAGGUCAGCAACCCUUCUUUAUCAAGACCAUUGUUCCUGGAACUCCAGCUCAUUAUGAUGGCCACCUCAAGUGCGGCGACGAGAUUGUGGCAGUGAACGGCGUGAGCACUGCUGACAUGAACAAUUCGUCUCUCAUUCCUAUGCUGAAGUUACAGAAGAACAAAGUCACUUUGACGGUGGUUUCCUGGCCUGGAAGCCUGGUUUAGCGGCCUGCACACUUUUGCUGUACACUUUGCCUUACAAUGCUGUCGCAUUUUGAAAAGCAAAAGCAGCAGCUGCCCACCCGUCUGUUUUGUUUUGGACUGACUUCACAGUUGCACAUCAGGAUCCCUUAGCCAGAAGAGUUUUAUGCCACCUUUCUGUAGUGGACUGGGAUGAUUUUGUCCUGUUCUUAACUAUAAAUUAAUGAAAAAAAAAAAAUAAUAGGAAGGUAAGCCCCAGUGACCCCACUGCCUUAAAUUAUUCCUUUCACAAUUUCCACUGUAGCCUGCUUGACAUUUUUUUUCCAGCUUUGUUUUUUCUGCUGAGUCUGUACCUUUUCAUGCUCUGCUUGUCUCUACUUAACACCACUAAAGUGCCCUUUGGAUUGCAGACGGCUACUAUUGACAAACAGCGGAUCAGGUACACGACUUGACGGUAGUGUAAAUUUUAUAUUUGAAAUGACGAUUAAAAACUUGAAGGCCAAAAUGCAUUUGUAACUUUGGAUGUAAUGCCACUUUGUGACUGGUGACAUUUGGUGACACUUGAUAAUCAGGCCUGUUAAGCUUUGCACGCUUGUGGAUGACAUGCGAGGCUUUAACUUUGACCCCACAGGACAGGCUGAAGCAGUUUAAGAUGAUGCACUGAAUGUGUAACUGUGUCCAGACACAGCAUUUAAUCUGACACUUUCCCUACAGAUAAGGGUCUCCUGUAGCCGCACGUGCAGCCUCUUCAUAAGUUGGGAAUCUGAACUUGGUACUGUCUGCUGUUUGCAUGUAUCGGGGAAAACGCUGCCGAAAUGUGCUCCUUGUCUCACUGUUUCUAACUUUCUUGGCCUUGUCAGAAGAAGUCUUUUACGUUUUUAUUGUAUUUAUAGCCAAGGUAACUUAUUGAUCAUAAACUCCAAGUAACAGCCAGAUUUCAGUCCAUGUUGAGCAUUUUGCUUGAUUAACAACUUGAUAAUGCAGCUUAUUGCUAGCGCCUUUUAACUAAAAUUAUUUGACAUUGCUUGAAUUUAAAUCUUAAGAAAUGUGUUAAACUCAGUUUUAAUGACUUCAAAUCAGUAGGCUUUAGGUUUUUUGUUAUUUGUUUUUUACUAAUUUGUUCAUAGAUAAAAAUGUAGUUUGCCUGUCAUUAGACAAACUUGUAAGAAUUAUGUUUAAAAGCAAAACCCAGUGUUUGCUGUUGGUAAUAAUAAGCAAACAGUGUUGAGGUUGGAAGUGAACGCCCGGCCGCGGCGCUCCAUCAGCAGAGAGCCCGAGACGACUGGUGAAAGUCACACUUCUGAGAAGCUGGCCAUGAAAAUGGGGGCUUGUCAUUAUAACAUUGGAGAAAAUAAUGUGUCUAAAAAAGUAUGCAUAAAAACAACCUUAUUUGUUUUACUAGACAGGUUUUACAUGAAGGGUCGUAUUAGCUAAUAAGGUCUUUUCCAUAUGUUGCUGGUCUUUUAAGCUAUAAAAAUAAAAGGAAAUUUUAAAACCUU
Molecule: messenger RNA, 2878 nt
Organism: Polypterus senegalus (gray bichir)
Lineage: Eukaryota; Metazoa; Chordata; Cladistia; Polypteriformes; Polypteridae
Product: ligand of Numb protein X 2-like
Exons: 7
Molecular function (GO): ubiquitin-protein transferase activity; protein binding
Source: RefSeq, a predicted model, not a curated record